GCCCGCCAACCUGGAAUAGCCCUCGCUAAAGCUGGCACUGGCAGGGAGGCUGCUGUGGCAUUUGGACUGUCCUCACACCCUGUCCUCCUCACCUGGAGGUGGCCCAGCCGAUUCCUGGCCACCUUGACGUGGAACUCAGAGACCCCGGCCUGCCCAUCCCACUCCAGGGAUACCCUCCUCCCACUGCCCGCAGGGCCCCACCAGUGAUAAGAGGCUUUGGCCCGUGUGGGCUGGGGUUGCGUUUCCCUGCUUUUUGUCUUUUCCCCAGUGCUUGUCAAAAGCAGGCCAAGGGUGGCAGCCUCAAAGACGCCACGGCCUGUGGAGAGAAGCCUGACCCCAUCCCCUUUAUCUGUGGAUGCGUCAGGGACCCAGAGGCUCUAGGACAGGGCUUUGCUCUGCUCCCUCAAGGCCAGGGUCGAGGAGCCGGUGGCUCCAUUCUUCUCUCACCAGGAUGACUGGUUCUGGAAGAUUCUAUGGACCCCCCUUUGUGGGGCUUCUCCAGCUCAGGGAAACCUGAGCUCAGUAAUUGGGGAAAAAGCAUCCUCAGGAGCCCAAAAGGAAGGCCAAGACUGUGUGGAGAAAAAGCAGCUGGUCUUUCCCCUGUUCUCUUCCUCCCGUCACCAGGGGUCGAUCUGUGUUUCUGAACUUGCUGUGUGGUGGAAGGAGCCGCUCCCUUUUCUGGUGUUGUCCCAGAGCUGCAGUCGCCUGUCUGGCAUUCAGGGACAGGUGUUGGGGUCUGGCUGAGGUGUGGGCAGACAGGACUUGGGAAGGGGUGAGCUGUCCAGCCAGUCAGAUCGGCUCUCCUAGUUUGUGGAGAAGAGAGAGACCAGUUUCUGUCAAGGGGGAGGACUGAGCUUGUCAGUGGGGCUGGGGCCAGACUUACGUCUUCCUGAGCCUAAGGCACAGUGAGCAGGCAGGGUCUCUGAGGCAUGCUGUCUUUUAAAACUUGCACUGACAUCCGACCCGCUGAGAGGCAUGUGGCCUUCUCAGGGCCAAGUCCCAUUCACUCCCUGGCCCCCAAGUGCCUCUUUGACCUCACCUCUCCCUCCCUCCUCUGGCCUUCCCUUAGCUUCUUCAAGGUCUUUUCUCCCCUAGCAAGUGCUCUCUAGGCCCUGUUUCAGCUCCCCUAGCUGUGCGCCUCUGCUGGGGUCAGGAUGAACCCCCGUGUGGGCUCCAAGGGCAUCUCAGAACCUUCCGAGUGUCCUGGACGAGAAGGACUAUUCUGUGUCUUGUUCCAGCCCUAUGGUCUGUGGGAUGACGCUCACUCACUUCUAUGCAUCCUUCGUGGAUCCCAGGCUUCUUUCCCAAGGUUGCCUCACUGGGACCAUUGUCCCCACUUCACAAAGGAAGACCCCAAGCUCCCCACCCCCACCCCCAUCUCCCAGGUGGCAGAGCGAGCUCUCAGGACCUAGAGCCCUAGUGUGUUCCCCACCACACCAUGGCAGUCUGCAAAGGGCUGAGGGCCACGCUGGUCACGUGCUGCUCAUGGCAGCCCCGUGUGCGGGCCUGGAAGCAUCCACCUGACCUCACUCUCUCUAGAACAGAUAGCAGAAGCUUGGCCAACUGUGUAUGAUAUGCAUGCUGUGUCACAUGCAGGCCACACUGCCAGGGCCACUAGCCAACCGGUAACUGAGCCUGCUCCAGCUCUCCAGAGGGUCUCGAGUCGAAGCUUUUCCAAGGGAUUGUGAGGAAGGGAAAAGCCAGCCCGUGUGUGCUUUACUUGCCCUCUUGAGAGUGGGGCCCGAGAUCCCUCAGGGUCUACCCUCCUGGGAGCAGGGCUGUGACAUCCCACCCAGCCCAGAAACUCUAUUGUGGCUUCUCUGAAGUCUCAAUGAGCGCACUUGCUGCCUCCCGGUGGGUUGAAGCUGCCAGCAGGGUGCGUGACUUCAGGUGCAGAGUCUGGGAGCCCUCCAGUCCUGCCCCAUAGGGCUCUGGCUCCUGGGAUGUAGCGUGGGGGAGCCCCGAAGCCUGGCUGCCCUCAGACUGGAGGCUUGGAGACAGCAGGUGCCACGUGUCACACCUUGGACCCUUCUUUCUGCCUCCUGGGGCUUUGGUUGGGUCCCAGUUCAGGCUGCCCAAGGGGAGAGGCAGAUCUCCUGCCUUCAGAGCCUCUCCUCUACCCCACUCCUGCACACCCCCUGCUCCUUGCCUGCUCCCCACCUGCAGAGACCAUGAGCGUUCUUGGUAUCCUCCAGGCAAGCUAUGACAGGCAUCCCAAGCCCUAUUGUCACAUCGUGGCCCUUGAUUCUGUCUUUGUCCUUCCGUCAGUCUGUCUGUUUCUCUCCUGCUCCUGGUGACAGGACAGUGGAAGGCCGUGGGAGGAGGAGGAUUCAGGCUGAGGUGGGCGGCUCUUUGGCAGCGGGAGGUGCUCGAGCCUGGCGGGGCCGCCAGGUACAGCCCCCAUGGUGCAUAGGAUGGUGGAGGCCAUGUCCCAGCUGCAGGAGGAGAAAGCCCGGCUACAGGAGGAGCUGGCAGCCCUACAGGAGAGGCUGGCCCUCCGAGACAGUGACCAGCAAGCCACAUCCACCCAGCUGCAGAAUCAGACUUUCCUGAGAGCCCAGGCUACCUGGGUCUUGAAGUGGGAGAGGGUGCUGAAGGCUAUUGGGAUGGGGCAGGUGGAAAACCUGAAGGAGAAGCUCAUUAGCCAAGCCCAGGAAGUGAGCCGCCUUCGAUCAGAGCUGGGAGGCACGGACUUGGAGAAGCACCGGGACCUGCUGAUGGUGGAAAAUGAACGGCUGAGGCAGGAGAUGCGGCGCUUCGAGGCAGAGCUGCAGGAGCUGCGGGCCAAGCCGGUGGUCCCCUGCACGGGCUGCGAGCACAGCCAGGAGAGCGCCCAGCUCCGGGACAAGCUGUCACAGCUGCAGCUGGAGGUGGUGGAGAACAAGGGCAUGCUUUCGGAGCUGAACCUGGAGGUGCAGCAGAAGACCGACCGGCUGGCGGAGGUCGAGCUGCGGCUCAAGGACUGCCUGGCCGAGAAGGCGCAGGAGGAGGAGCGGCUGAGCCGGCGCCUCCGGGACAGCCACGAGACCAUCGCCAGCCUGCGGGCCCAGUCGCCGCCAAUCAAGUAUGUCAUCAAGACCGUGGAAGUGGAGUCGUCCAAGACCAAGCAGGCCCUCAGCGAGUCCCAGGCCCGGAACCAGCACCUGCAGGAGCAGGUGGCCAUGCAGAGGCAGGUGCUAAAGGAGAUGGAGCAGCAGCUGCAGAGCUCGCACCAGCUGACCGCGCAGCUCCGGGCGCAGAUCGCCAUGUACGAGUCAGAGCUGGAGCGGGCACACGGGCAGAUGCUGGAGGAGAUGCAGUCCCUGGAGGAGGACAAGAACCGGGCCAUCGAGGAGGCCUUUGCCAGAGCCCAGGUGGAGAUGAAGGCUGUGCACGAGAACCUGGCAGGUGUCCGGACCAACCUGCUGACGCUGCAGCCAGCGCUGCGGACCCUCACCAACGACUACAAUGGGCUCAAGCGGCAGGUGCGUGGCUUCCCCCUGCUCCUGCAGGAGGCUCUCAAGAGCGUCAAGGCCGAGAUCGGCCAAGCCAUCGAGGAGGUCAACAGCAACAACCAGGAGCUCCUGCGCAAGUACCGCCGGGAGCUGCAGCUGCGCAAGAAGUGCCACAAUGAGCUCGUGCGGCUGAAAGGGAAUAUCCGGGUGAUUGCUCGUGUCAGGCCAGUCACCAAAGAGGACGGAGAAGGACCUGAAGCGACCAAUGCUGUGACCUUCGAUGCUGACGAUGACUCCAUCAUCCACCUACUGCACAAAGGAAAGCCUGUGUCCUUUGAGCUGGACAAGGUCUUCUCCCCGCGGGCCUCACAGCAGGACGUGUUCCAGGAGGUACAAGCCCUGAUCACGUCCUGUAUUGACGGCUUCAACGUCUGCAUCUUUGCCUAUGGCCAGACAGGUGCCGGCAAGACCUACACGAUGGAGGGGACCCCUGAGAACCCAGGCAUCAACCAGCAGGCCCUGCAGCUGCUCUUCUCCGAGGUGCAGGAGAAGGCGUCCGACUGGGACUACACCAUCACCGUCAGCGCUGCCGAGAUCUACAACGAGGUCCUCAGGGACUUGCUGGGGCAGGAGCCCCAGGAGAAGCUGGAGAUCCGGCUGUGCCCAGACGGCAGCGGGCAGCUGUACGUGCCGGGGCUGACAGAGUUCCGGGUGCAGAGCGUGGAGGACAUCAACAAGGUGUUUGAGUUUGGCCACACCAACCGCACGACCGAGUUCACCAACCUGAACGAGCACAGCUCCCGCUCACACGCCCUGCUCAUCGUGACGGUGCGCGGGGUGGACUGCAGCACGGGCCUCCGCACCACGGGGAAGCUGAACCUGGUGGACCUGGCCGGCUCGGAGCGUGUGGGCAAGUCAGGGGCUGAGGGCAGCCGCCUGCGGGAGGCGCAGCACAUCAACAAGUCGCUGUCAGCCCUGGGGGACGUCAUCGCCGCCCUGCGCUCCCGCCAGGGCCACGUGCCCUUCCGCAACUCCAAACUCACCUACCUGCUGCAGGACUCGCUCAGUGGAGACAGCAAGACCCUCAUGGUGGUGCAGGUGUCCCCCGUGGAGAAGAACACCAGCGAGACGCUGUACUCCCUGAAGUUUGCAGAGAGGGUGCGCUCUGUGGAGCUGGGCCCUGGGUCCCGCAGGGCAGAGCUCGGGUCCUGGUCCAGCCAGGAGCACUUGGAGUGGGAGCCGGCUUGCCAGACCCCACAGCCCUCGGCACGAGCACACUCAGCCCCCAGCUCUGGGACCACCAGCCGCCCAGGCUCCAUCCGGAGGAAGCUGCAGCCCUUGGGGAAGUCAAGGCCGGUGCCUGUGUGAUGGACGUGUCCACCCUACCAGACCGGGGACUGGGUCGUGAGGCCUUGCUGGCCCGCUCCUGCUGUAGCACUGGGAGCCUAGGAGGCAAAGGCCAGGGUGGAGGCACCUCUUCCACCCCGUCUCCACUCAGAGAUGAGAAACAUGCUCAGAAGGAAAUGUUGUCUCUCGUCCGUGGCUGUGGGUUCAAGUGGCACAGGCCGGAAGGGUAGGGAUGGACCACUCUGCCUGGCAGGCCCGGGCCAUCAGGGGGCCCUCACGGGGAGGGCAGGAGUAUGCGGGAAGGUGGUCCUCUCGCCCAGCCUGGUCUGACUCUCCCCCGCCUGCCGGGCCCGUCUCUAGUGGGUGCUCUGAGGAGCCCCCGGGGGGGCACAGGAACCAUGACACCCGGGCAGUUUGGUGGGCACCCUGGGGCAGCCCUGGCCGCACGCGGGCCCUGUGCUGGACAUGUACAUAGUGUUCUAGGUGUACAUAGGGGCAUGGCCCUCCCCGCCGAGGGCCGGCCUGUAUUUAUGGCUGGCAGGAGGCCAGUGGGUGGGGAUUCUGCUGCUCCCCUCAUCUGCCUGGUACCAGGCUCUCUCCUUGCUCACUGGCCUCUUGACAUCUUCCCCCCCUUUGAAAUCCUAUUUAAGAACUUUUGGAAGCUUAGCCAUUUUUACUUAAAAUAAAAACCUUUUUACACAA
Messenger RNA from Neofelis nebulosa (Clouded leopard), 5483 nucleotides. RefSeq names its product kinesin family member C3 (gene KIFC3). The record is from RefSeq and is a predicted model, not a curated record. Gene Ontology annotation, biological process: microtubule-based movement. The transcript is spliced from 19 exons. NCBI's taxonomy places the organism in Eukaryota, Metazoa, Chordata, Mammalia, Carnivora, Felidae. Gene Ontology annotation, molecular function: microtubule motor activity; microtubule binding; ATP binding. The coding region runs from base 2403 to 4802 and encodes 799 amino acids.